Molecule: messenger RNA, 2361 nt
Organism: Coregonus sp. 'balchen'
Lineage: Eukaryota; Metazoa; Chordata; Actinopteri; Salmoniformes; Salmonidae
Source: the annotation of a GenBank genome assembly
AUGAGUGACACUAGAAAGCGAAGCAGCAUCUGGCUGCAGUUUAAAGAUAUUGGGAACAAGAAAGCAGAGUGCCUUCACUGCAAAACGAAGGUCACUAUAAGAGCAGGUUCCACCACAAACCUGCAUAGACAUACAAGAACUGUCCAUCCUACAGUGCAGUUAGAGGAGAGAGGGCAAGCCAGCUCACCAUCUACUGAUCCUGGUGUGUCUCAUACCAGAACAACAGCUGCUGUAACGUCUACUGCCAUCCCCAUGCGUGCAAGUAUAACCUCUCCUACUGCAACUCAAAGCAAAAUAAGUCAGUUUUUACCUAAACUUUUACCUAAACUGAUGACCCCAGCCAAACAGCACAGUAUUGAUGAUGAGUUGGCUAAAAUGGUAGCUUCUGAUUUUCAACCCUUUUCCAUUGUGGAGGACAAAGGAAUGAAAAACUUUGUCAAAGCCCUAAAUCCCACAUACACUCUACCCAGUAGAAAAACACUUUCCCAAACAAUGAUCCCAAAACUAUAUGACACAGAACGUGCAUUAUGGCAAGAAAGGGUGACAAAAGCUCCAUCAGUUUGCCUGACAACUGACUGCUGGACCUCCAGAACAACCUGCUCUUUCAUGUCUGUCACUUGCCACUUUAUUGAAGAUUACAAGAUGACAUCUUGCCUUCUGGACUGCUUCGAGUUCACCGACAGACACACUGCAGAAAACUUGGCAGUGGAGCUACUAAGAGUGGCAAAAGAGUGGCAAGUAGAGGACAAAGUGGUGUGCUGUGUGAGUGAUAAUGCUGCAAACAUCACCAAAGCCAUAAAAGUUUUGAAGUGGACCCAUCACCCAUGUCUGGCGCAUACACUAAACCUGGUGGUUAGAGAUGCUCUGAAGGUGAUCAAAACAACCGUGGAUAAGGUGAAGGCUGUUGUGGAGUUUUUCCACAAAAGCACAGUAGCAGCACAGAAGCUAAAGUCCACACAGCGCCAAAUGGGGAUUCCUGAACUGAGGCCCAAACAAGAGUGUGCCACCAGGUGGAACUCAACAUUUGAUAUGUUGAAACGAAUGCUUGAAAUAAAAGAUGCCAUCAUCUCCACCCUGGCCCUCAUCAACGCAUCUAUUGAGCCAUUAAGCCAAGAGGAAUGGGAGCUGGUGAAAGAGGUCUGCGCCGUCCUGCAACCAUUCCAGGAGGUGACUGUGGAGAUAAGUGCAGACAGGUACCUAGAACCAUUGAAGCAUUGUUUUCUCUACUACUAUUCAGUCACUAUUAUACAUUGCAAACACAACACAUACAGUAUAAUGCAUCACGUAUAAUAUGCCACAUACUUUUAAAAAACUAAAUUCUAAAAGUUGCUGUUUUCUCUCCUUCAGCUAUGUCACAGCCUCGAAAAUGCUCCUGCUUUGCAAAGGUCUGCAGCUGGUGACAGCCGAGAACCAAUGGACAGUAACUGUGCAGAAAGUGAAGGAAUUAGUUGCAGCUCUUUGUUCAGCCAUGGACCGCAAAUUUCUGCGGAUGGAGUACAACACUGUCCUUUCAGAAACUACCUUAUUGGAUCCAAGGUUUAAAAAACUUGCCUUCAGUGAUCGUAGAGCUGUUGAUGAAGCUCUUCAGAGGAUUAGUGCAGCAGCAGCAGCAAAAUGCACCCCCAGCAGCCAGCCAGCUCCACCAUUACAGGGCCAAGUGGAGGAGGAGCAGCAAACCUCUGCUGUUUGGAGGCUUUUUGAUGACAGAGCUACAGGAGAUGCUUCAAGGAGAAAUCCGACAGCUGAUGCUAUAAUGGAGGUGAGGAGCUACCUUGAGGAGCCCCUCAUCCAGAGAGCAGAAGACCCACUGAGCUGGUGGCAGGCCAAGGCCUCAGUCUUUCCACUCCUGGUGAAGGUGAUGGAGGGGAGACUAUGUAUUGUUGCCACAUCAGUUCCUUCUGAGAGAAUCUUCUCCAAAACAGGGCAGAUACUCACGGAGAGGCGAAAUCGUAUCAGCCCAUCCAAGCUGAGGCAUCUGAUCUUCCUGAAUGCCAACCUGCCCUGAGGACUAAUGCUGUUUGCUGGAGUUUGGUUCUGGUUUUGAUUCUGUUCUGUGGAUUUGUUUGAAGUUUAUUGUUAAUUUGUGCAAUAAAAAAGUUUAAUUGAAAUAAACAAAUGUAAGAGUGGUUUUGUCACAGAAUAAAUGCACAGAAUUAGGCAUUAUAAGGUCUCUCAUAAAAACACUGAAAGCAAAAGGGUUUUCAACACAUAAACCAUGAUUUUUUUUCAAAGUUAAGGUAAAAUAUAGGCUACAAAAGAUCCUAAAUAAAGAGCCGUUCGGGAGUCGAAAGAGCCGGCUCUUCUUUGGGAGCCGAGUCAAAAGAGCCGGCUCUCAGAAAAGAGCCGAACUUCCCAUCACUA